UAACUAGAGAGAGAGAGAGAGAGACAGAGAGAGAGACAGAGAGAUGAAGGGCACGUCCAAGGUGAUAAUGGGAGCAACACUAGUAAUGGUGGUGGGCCUUGCCAUGGUAUUAGGCCUAAUCUUGGUGCUGCUAGCUGAGCUCUACUGUUCUCUCUUACUCCGCCGCCGUCAGCUCAAAAUCAGCACCACCAACGCCGCCACCGCCUCCGCCGCUGCUGACAGCACCGCGGAGGCAGAGACCGCGGCCUCAUCCUCAUCACGCCUCCAAGACCAGUCACCAGAACCAACUCCGUCUCCUCUAAGUAGUUUCCAUGCACAGGGUGUUCUUCAAGCUCCGAGAAGCCUCCUCUUCCCUGCAAUUUCCUUCAAAGAAGACUGCCUCCAAACAAAGAAGAAACUUUCUCAACUCCGUGAUCAUCAUCAAGUUAUUGACAUCCCAAAACAAGAACAUAACCACGUGGGGAUGGUUUCCAAUUCCACUCCUUCCCCAUCGAUCUCGUUCGUGCCGUCGCCGCAACGGGCAGAAGAGGAGAAAACGGAAGGUGGGAAUGUGACUAGUACUAGUUGCAAUGAGAAAACUUGUGGUGACGGUGGUAAAGAGCAUUUUGUGUACAUUUCAAAUCCCAUUUAUGAAAACAUAGAAAGCGGACUCAGUGGAUCAAACACCCCAUUUGAAACUCCCGACACUUCUCCUUCAAGGUUAGAAAUGGGGGGUUCUGAUUCUUCUUCUUCUUCUUCAGGAGAAGAUGAGAUUGCCAAGCCAAGUUCAUUAACACCGCCAUUAACGCCAAUGAAGAAGCUCCCGGCGGAGGGUUGCUCAGUUUCUCUUAGAGACGCCAGAUCUCUAGGCACUUCAGGCAGUGACUCCAAUAGUAACAAUGGCCACUCGUCAUCUUCCUCAGGUUCUCCUUGUACUUCUCCUUCUUGGUGAC
This is a messenger RNA of Morus notabilis, 932 nucleotides long. RefSeq lists its product as uncharacterized. The transcript has a single exon. The coding region runs from base 44 to 931 and encodes 295 amino acids. The record is from RefSeq and is a predicted model, not a curated record. Lineage: Eukaryota; Viridiplantae; Streptophyta; Magnoliopsida; Rosales; Moraceae.